ACGGAUAUUUGAGCGUAUUAAUGGUUUUUGCGACGUUUUUUAUUGACGGAAAACACGGUUUAAAUGCGGCACAUUGCGUAUUUGGCGUUUUUAAGGUUAUGUUUUAUAUGGGCCGUACAGAAAGAAUUCGCAGAAGAAAGAAUUUAAGCCAAUUUUCUAUGGAUUAUGAUUUAAAAAUUAUUAAUUUAAAAAAAUGGUUGAAUCGUUUAGGAUGGAAAAAUGACACGAAAUUGAAAUUAACUCAUUUUAAAGAUACAGGUCGUGGAAUAUUAUCAAAAUUAAAAAUAUCACCCAAUGAUAAAUUAGUUAGUAUUCCAUACGAAGCUAUGAUAACAUAUAUUUCUUUUGAGGAGACCAAACUUUAUGAUAUACUUAAGAAAUUUCCGAAAAUGUUGUCAACUGAGGAAGCUUUUACAAUUUUCAUGUGCUUAGAAGAUCAUAAAGGUGAUGAUUCAAAGUGGAAAAUUUAUUUGGAUAGUUUACCAGAGGAGUCUUUGUUGCCUUUAGUACCAUGGGGAUUAAAUAAUGAAGAAUAUCAUUUAAUUCCCGAUGAAAUAUUACGAAAAAUUAACAAAUAUCUUUUUAUAAUUGAUAAGUUUAGUGAUAAAAUAAAAAAUAUAUUAACAGAAUUUAACUGCGAAUGUUGUAAUCGCAAUUUUAACCAAAUAAUAACUCGAGAAAAAUUAUAUAAAAAUUACGUUUUGUUUAUGACGAGAUGUUUUUAUUUAAAUUACAAAGUAUUGAAACAUUUUUCAAAAAGAUACAACUUCGAAAAAUUGUUUAUUGAUGAACCAAAUAUGGUUUUAUGUCCUUUAUUAGAUAUGUUUAAUCAUUCAUCUGAAACAGACGAUGAAUUAAAAUUUGAAAAAAUCAACGAAAAUUCAUAUUUAAACGUUAUUACAAAAAAUACUUUUUCAAAAAAUUCUCAAUUAUUUUUUUGUUAUGGAAAACACGACAAUUUAUCUUUAUUUUGUUAUUAUGGCUUUUAUUUAGACAAAAAUCCUCUUGAUUUCAUUGAAUUUACAAACGAUGAUGUCCAAUUAUUAUUUGAAAAUAUAAAAGUUAAUGAGGAAAAAGUUCGAUUUAUAAAAGCGAAAAAUAUUAACGAAAAUUUGAUUUGGCAUUUAAACGAACCUACGUUUAAUCUUUUAACGAUUUCUUAUAUCAUUUCAACAAGAGAUACCCAAUGGAAAACAAAAGUGUACGAUGAUUUUAAUGAGGUUGAUUUAAAGUUGAUUUCGAACGUUUUAAAGAUACUGAUUAAUAGAAGAAUCGAUUACAUUCAAGAACGAACCCAACAAAUGGAAAUGAUGAUAGAAAAUAAAAGUGAAUGUUUGUUAUUCUUAAUUAAUUUUUGUAAACAUAGAUUAAAUAUUAUGAGAAACAUUGUUAUAACUCAAUUAAAAAAUUGUUGAGACAUAUAAAAAUUUUAUUUUGU
This is a messenger RNA of Onthophagus taurus, 1438 nucleotides long. Its product is annotated as SET domain-containing protein 4. Lineage: Eukaryota; Metazoa; Arthropoda; Insecta; Coleoptera; Scarabaeidae. Gene Ontology annotation, molecular function: protein-lysine N-methyltransferase activity; protein binding. Gene Ontology annotation, biological process: peptidyl-lysine monomethylation; peptidyl-lysine trimethylation. The record is from RefSeq and is a predicted model, not a curated record.